Messenger RNA from Clonostachys solani, 1395 nucleotides. NCBI's taxonomy places the organism in Eukaryota, Fungi, Ascomycota, Sordariomycetes, Hypocreales, Bionectriaceae. The record is from the annotation of a GenBank genome assembly.
AUGGCCGAAAGGCUUCAGAGAGAAGGCCUCCCGCAGCGUCUAACCCAGGAUGCAAACCCAACCCUCCACACUCCCCAUGCUGAUGCUACCGAGAAUAAAAUUAUGAAAGAGCUCAGCCUCGGGGGGAGGAUACUCAGACUGAACCACUGGAACCUAGACGAGCUCGCAGCGGUUCCUCCCGUGGAGAACCCGGACGAGGCUGAAAUCUAUCGUCAUCGAAGCUUAGAGCAAACCCGAAGCCAGCAGCAGGCCAGGAGGCAGAGCUUGGUAGCCGACCAAGAGGCAGGGGGGGCCGGUAUCCCCAAGACCGACGGGCCUUCGGAACUCGCCAUCACGGUGUAUACGCUGUCUUACCUUGUCUUCUUCGCCAUUAUGGGCACGCUCGCGAGAGUAGGCCUGGCGGCAUUGACCACAUACCCGGGCGCGCCGGCCAUCAGUGGCACGCUGUGGGCCAAUUUCGCGGGUAGCCUCAUCAUGGGGUUUCUCAUUGAGGAUCGGAUGCUUUUCAGCGUCGGUAGUCCAUCGCGAGUCGAUGGAAAGAAAACAGAUGACGCCAACGGCUCAAGCGGAGCCGAGAAUGCUGGCAGCUUGGAGGCGGCGAAGAAGAAGCACUUGGCUCUGAAGAAGACCAUUCCCCUUUACAUUGGGCUCGCCACCGGAUUCUGUGGCAGCUUCACGAGCUUUUCCUCGUUCAUCAAAGAUACGUUUCUCGCCAUCUCCAAUGACCUUGUCUCUCCCGACGUCAUGGGCUCGCCCACCCCUCGCAACGGCGGCUAUUCGUUCAUGGCCAUGCUGGCUGUGAUCAUUCUCACACUCUCGCUGUCCAUCUCCGCCCUAUUCAUCGGGGCACAUCUGGCUAUUGCUGUGGAGUCGGUAUUUUGUCGCCCUGUGAAUUUCCUCGCUUUGCAGCGCAUUGCGGAUCCUCUGGUUGUUGUGCUCGGAUGGGGUUCCUGGAUCGGUGCUGUUUUCCUCGCCAUCUUCCCUCCAUAUGAUAUAUGGCGAGGAGAGGUUCUGUUUUCUCUUAUUUUCGCGCCUCUAGGCUGCUUGGCCAGGUUCUAUCUCUCGCUGUACCUCAACGGGAAAAUCGCCUCAUUCCCACUGGGUACAUUCACUGCGAACAUCGCGGGCACCAUGGUGCUGGGGAUGGCGUGGGACAUCGCGCAUGUCCCCGUUGGCGGAGUCAUCGGGUGUCAAGUGCUGCAAGGAGUAGAGGAUGGCUUCUGCGGCUGCUUGACGACGAUAUCAACAUGGGUAUCCGAGCUCAGCAGUCUCAGGAAGCGACAUUCGUACAUAUACGGGACGACAAGCGUUGUCGUGGGUCUGGUGUCUAUGAUUGCUAUUAUGGGUGGUUUGAAAUGGAGCAAAGGAUUCAGCGGCUUGGUGUGCACACCAUGA